Messenger RNA from Limulus polyphemus (Atlantic horseshoe crab), 6183 nucleotides. RefSeq names its product ubiquitin carboxyl-terminal hydrolase 46-like (gene Usp12-46). Gene Ontology annotation, biological process: protein deubiquitination. Bases 307 to 1380 code for a protein of 357 amino acids. The transcript is spliced from 9 exons. Lineage: Eukaryota; Metazoa; Arthropoda; Merostomata; Xiphosura; Limulidae. The record is from RefSeq and is a predicted model, not a curated record. Gene Ontology annotation, cellular component: cytosol; nucleus. Gene Ontology annotation, molecular function: cysteine-type endopeptidase activity; cysteine-type deubiquitinase activity.
AUGUAUUUUUAAAGCCCACUGUUAAAAAAUAGUAGCUUUCUUAGCUAUUAACAUUCUGUUUUAAGCACCGCCACAUAAUAAAAUUAAUUAAAGUGUUAAUUUAUAUAUAUGAGAUUUUUUAUCUAUGCCAGUAUUAAGGAUUCUGAUCUCGAGGUUGCAGAAUUGAAACCCGUUGUGUACUUAGUGUAUUCUAGUUAGGUCAGAAGUGUACAAAAAAUUUGGUACAUCUAAAUUUCACAAUGUGACGAUUUGUUGACUAAUCUCCAAGAAACAUUCAACAAAUCGAAAACAAGCUCCCCCAGAAAAAUGGGAGCAAAUGCUUCUCAGUUGGAGAAGGAAAUAGGCCAAGAUCAGUUUCCAUCCAAUGAACAUUAUUUUGGACUUGUGAAUUUUGGUAACACUUGUUACUGCAACUCUGUGCUUCAGGCCCUGUAUUUCUGUAAACCUUUCAGGGAGAAGGUUUUAGACUAUAAAGCAAAAAACAAAAGAACCAAAGAAACAUUGCUCACCUGCCUUGCAGAUCUUUUUUACAACAUAGCUACUCAGAAGAAAAAGACAGGAACAAUAGCUCCGAAGAAAUUUAUUGCCAGGUUAAGAAAAGAAAAUGAUUUGUUUGACAACUACAUGCAACAAGAUGCUCAUGAAUUUCUGAAUUAUUUGCUGAAUACAAUUGCAGAUAUUCUUCAAGCAGAGAAGCAGCAAGGGACUACCAAGGGUAAGAACAACAGCUCAACUCAAGUAAAUGGAGAACAACAAAUAUCCAAAUCAGAACCAACCUGGGUUCAUGAUAUUUUCCAGGGAACGUUAACUAAUGAAACUAGGUGUCUGAAUUGUGAAACAGUGAGCAGUAAAGAUGAAGAUUUUUUAGAUCUUUCUGUCGAUGUUGACCAAAAUACAUCAAUUACCCACUGUCUCCGAGGCUUCAGCAAUACAGAAACACUAUGCAGUGAACACAAGUAUUACUGUGAAAAUUGCUGCAGCAAACAAGAGGCUCAGAAAAGGAUGAGGGUAAAGAAACUCCCUAUGAUUCUAGCUUUGCAUCUGAAGAGAUUUAAAUACAUGGAACAACAAAGCCGACACACAAAACUUUCUUACAGAGUUGUUUUCCCUUUGGAGCUAAGGCUUUUUAACACUUCUGAUGAUGCCUACAACCCUAAUCGAAUGUAUGACCUAGUAGCAGUUGUCAUUCAUUGUGGAAGUGGACCAAAUCGAGGUCACUACAUUUCUAUAGUUAAAAGUCAUGGACUAUGGCUACUUUUUGAUGAUGACAUUGUUGAUAAAAUUGAUGCUUCUGCUAUUGAAGAUUUCUAUGGGCUGACAUCAGACACACAAAAGACCUCAGAAUCUGGUUAUAUUCUUUUUUACCAAUCACGAGAAUAACUGUACACCAGCAUCUUUAGUUUUGAAAAUAAUUAUUUAUUGUUGCACUUAAAACAAGUUCAACCAAAAAGAUAGUUUGUUGAACUGACACGUAUUUGAUAAAUUGUAUAUUGGUUUCAAAAUAUUCAUAGCCUGAGAGUUAAUAAAUUAAAGUAUUAAAACUUGAUAGCUUCUUUUUUGAUGUUAAGCAGAAAAGUGUUUGUCUUGUUUUUUUAACUCGUACUUUUUGUGUAUUUUUAGAAGAAAAAAAAAAGUGCUUUUUAAAUGAGCUAGUAAUUGGUAUGGAGUCUCUAAGUGAUAAGCCUUAUCCAUAAUUCUAUAGAAGGUUACACUUUUAGUCCCUCCCUUUUGUUUUAUAUAAACAGAAUAACAUUAAAAAGAAUAAUUUUAUCCUUUUAAGAUAUCUCCAGGUUGUAGUUCAAAUGUCAAAUGUUUUAGAUGCCCAAUUUUUUAUCAUAUAAAAAUAUCCUACUAUUGGACAUAAGUUUAAAAAACAGAAAUUCUAAACUAUUGAUAAGUUAUAAAGUAUAUCUGGUUUAUGUAUAAGCAUUAAAAAAAGUCUGUUGGGCCUUCCUACAAACUGGUUAACUCCAACCUUAGACUUAGGUUUGCUGUUAAUAUUUCAGACAAUUUACUAGAAAUGUGCAAACACGAACAUUAGUUAAACUGAGAAGAAGAGAAACUGUUUCUCUCAGGGCAUCAAGUUAACCAUAGUUUGGAUUAUAUUGACCUUAAAUUGCUUAAGCUACAGAAACUCUCACUUUUUACUUUUUUUUUACUGGGUUAGAAUCUUCCAAUAAUAAUUUGAUUCAUUAAGGUAUUAAGGCCUACAGGCAAUUAUAACAGGUCAUUCAUUGUUAAACACUUGAUCUGCCAGUUUGUGAGUACCAUGCAUGCUGAAAAUUUAGUUUGAGAAAUACUGAUGCAAGAUUUUGUAAAGAGGAUGAAGUUUAUGGCCUACAACUGUUUUCUAAAAAUAAGUUAAUGUGUGGCUACACUAUAUCAAAGACUAAGAAGUUAUAAUACUUUGUUUCACAUGGAUUUAAUUCAGUGCCUGUUACAGGUUAUAUUGGUUUCAUGUGGCAUACCUUUUAAAGGGUUUCAUUUCCUGAGUCAGAAUAUAUAUUCAAGUAAAGAUUUCCAUAAUGAUUUUCCUUAGUUUAUUUUAUGGCCAUAUGAAUUGUCAAUUUUAGUUUUGAACAAAUGAAACAAGUUUUUCAAGGAAAUUAAUAGUGAUAUUUAAAAGUAUAGAACAGGGGUAGUUUAAAUGGUGAAGUAUUUUGGUAUUUGUGUGUGAUAUUUUAUUUGUACACAAAUAUCAACCCUUUGCUGUUAUAUAACAUAUCUGAAGUGUGUGUCCAAUUGUUUUUCAUUUGUCAAAAUACUUCGUUAUAGUAUUUUAGAGGUAAAUGUGUAUAUAUGUAAAAGGUACGAUCCACAAUUUCUUACUCCAGGUUAUUUCUUUAUAGAACUACUUUUUUAAAGUUUUUUUCUUUUUUUAGUUUUAUAAAAUGACACCUGUAACAAAUUCAUUUUAUUUAAAUUAUUUAACAAUUAGAUAAUCCUUGGAAGUCUUAAAGAUAUUUUCUUUCUUUCCUUCAAAAGUUUUGCAACAAUAUCGAUUACCACAUGAGUGACAGAUCAUCAUAUUUUCAAAAUUCAUAGAGUUUUUGUAUGUCUGUUAAACUAUUGUGUCUCACUUUUACAUUCAAUAAACUUUAAUCACAGCUACUAUUAUAAUGUAAUAGUAUUUAUGAAAUGUAACUGGCUUUAAGGACAGAAACCUUAGUAUUGACACCAAACAAUGUCUUCCUUGUAGCAAUCCAUGUACAAUGUUUCUGGAAUAUCUUUGUUGCAAAAAUUGUACCUUAAAGAGGCUGGUAAUUAUGUACUUCAAAUCUGUUUCUUUUGUGUAUAUUGCUCUCAUGUUUUUGCAGUAAGUACCAGGGAUUAUUUUGAAUAUAUUAUCUGAAAUCUAAACUUUCUAUAAGGUCCAAAAAAUAUACAUAUAUUUUAAUAUAUAACAGAACUACCAAAUCAUUAUUACACCAUAAAGUUUAAGGUGUUAAAGCAUUUUAUGCACCCAGUAUUUAAAUAAAUUUGAAAGUUUGUUUCAAAAAGUGGAUUGUUUUAAUACAAAUUUUGUCAUAACUUUAAAUAAUUCUAUUCUGGAUAAAAAUAAUUAGCAUUUAGUAAUUGUUUGGAGAAGUUCUGCAUUUGCAAGUAACAGACGUUAAAAUGGCAAUAAUUUUUUUUGUAACGAGGGCAGUUUUGUUUUUGAAGUACUUUGUUGAAAAAACAAAAAGUAAAAUUUUAAAUGAUAUUUAGUUAUUUAUUCGCACCUUAUAUUAUUUAUUCUUGUUUUUUUAAUUUCAUUGUUUGUAACUGACAUUUAAUUACUUUGUCUGAAGCUGCCAUGUUUUUUUAAUAUUAAAAAUAUAAGCCAAACCCUUUAAUAUAGACAAAAGUUUUCGUCUGGAUCAAAAGUAAUGCAGAAUAAUACCAAUCAGUACUUGUACAGGAAUAAGGUUUUUUGUUGUAGCUAUAGAAAUCUUGUUGUACAUAAACUGAUAACUGUGUAGCACUUUCUCCAAAAACAUUAUACAAAAGACAAUUUCAGUUUUUUUAUUUUUUCCUAGUCCAUACUAUAUAUAUACUAAGAUAUUUAUUAUUCAAAUAAAUUUGGAAAUUCUUUAGAAGAAGGCAAAUAUAAACUUUUUGUAAUUUUCUAAAAUUCAUUAAGAUGGUCAUACAUUUGGUUUGACCAGAAAAUCCCAGUUUUAAAGCAUACUGAUGUAUAAACAAUUAACCAGAAUGUCCUAGGGUCUUGUAGAGCAUUAUGUCCCCCUAAAUGGAUUUGUAAGCGUAUAGUGAUGUUUAGAUCUAACAACAGAACUAUAAACAGUCUCCCGGUGGGUCAGUGAUAAAUUAAAAGACUUGCAUUUCUAAAAUCUGGGAUAUGAUUCUCUGAGGUGGACAGAGCACAGAUAGCCCAUUGUGUAGCAACAAUAUAAGUAUAAAUAUGAAAUAUAGAAUGGAAUAUGUGCUAUAGUGAAAAUACAGUUACUCUCAAUAUUAUCUUUACGCAUUACCAUUAGAAUGAGAUCAGUUGAUGUUUCAGAUAAGGAGGAAGGUAUAUGGUGAUGGUAGAAAAUUAGAUAGUUGGUUUAGCAGGUCAAAAAUUGCAGUCAUUUGUGAUUGGUUAAAUGUAAUUGAGGAGCUUCAUGAGGAGUGGUGGUUUUUCAUUCUUUUAAGUUUGUAUCUUCUGUGCAAACAUGAUUUUUAGGUGUAACUUUUACAUCCAAAAUUUGCUACGGGGCUCGGAUUCAUAUCUUUUGAACAUUGUCGUGGUUACAGCGUACAAAAAUUUGAUCAUCUUAUAAUUAACCAUUUGGUAAACUGUAAAACUCCUUUUCACAUUUAUUCAGUCACUCUAUAAAUAGUAGUUACUGUGGUUUGAAGUAUUUACCACAUAACUGCAAUCUUCAAGAUGAAUAUUUCUUUUAAAGCUACACCUUAUUUGGAAACUGAACCUUUCCAUUCAUAAGACUACUGUCACAUAUUAGCUAGUUUUAGUUGUAUACUUAUUAAAAUUACACCAAACUUGGGCUGUAAAAUAACCAUUGUCGGUGUCUUGGAUCAUUUUUAUUGGACUUUUCUGUCUAGUAGUUCUGUUUUAGCCCUGAUUAUGAAUUAUCUUUCAAACUUGUUACUGCAUCUGUAUAUAAAUAUUCAAGCACAUGGUACAACAGAAGGGGCCACUGUAGUAUUAUUUGGAUUGACUGGUUUAUCUAGCAUUUGCUUGGGACUAGAAAAUUAUAAUAAUGUAUUUUGUAAUAUUCAGUAGUGCUAUGCUAUUAAAAAUUUCUAAAGUAAGGGUGAAAAGUUUUCUCCCUCUGUAGCACAAUUCACUUACUAUUCUAGAAGUCCAAUAAUAAUCUCUUCUUUCCAAUUUGUUUUACUAACAUUAAUUGUAAGAUUCACUAUUUUGUUCAAUGAUUUUUUUGUUGAAAUCUGUUAAUUUAAUAAGUAACAAGCUUUCAGUAAUGCACUUUGCAAAAAACCAUCCUUGAAAAUAAUACAUCACUGUAAUGUCAUACCGUAUUUAGAAAGUAGGAUAGUAAUAACGAAAACAAAUUGGUAAUAAAGCUCGUCUUGACGACUGAGAAUUGGGUUUUACAAAUAAUGGUUGAAUACGAUUUUUAAUGGUUCUUACCAUUUUCUGAGGAAAAGUUUUGUUCUAAGGGAAAUUGCUAUCGGUGAAUGCAUAACUUUGCUUCAAUAUUGAAUACAUGUGAAAAUUAACUCUUAAAAAAAUCUUAACUUUAUUUUUUACAUAACUGACUUUUAUGUGAAAGUAUGAAACCACAGAUAAAGAAAUAAUUUAAGAUAUAACCACUUAUCAAUUCUUAAAUCAUACCUUCAUUUAAAGGAGUCAUUUUCAUGAGUGUAUUUUGAACUUUAUCAGAAAGUCCCAUGUUUUUACGAUCAAAAUAUGCACUCAUAUUAUACACAUAUUUCCAAUUUAAAAAAAAAUGAUUUUUUUCUUUAUACGUUUCAUCAUACAAACCAACCAAAUUUGUUGAGGUUUAUGUGAAUUAUUGUUACUUUUAAUCAAGAUAUAAAGGUGGUUAAAAAUUGUCAUUCUGCACUCAAUGAAAUUUUUAUUUUAAAGUUGGUCAUAUAAAGCUGAAAUAGCAUAGUAUACUGAAAAAUAAGGAACUAUGUAAUAUAAAACUGUACAUUGUAAAUUGAUUUGUCAAUACAUAGAAUCCACAAAAUAAAGUAAUUUUUCUAUUGUAA